Molecule: messenger RNA, 7673 nt
Organism: Seriola aureovittata
Lineage: Eukaryota; Metazoa; Chordata; Actinopteri; Carangiformes; Carangidae
Product: histone acetyltransferase KAT7-like
Exons: 15
Coding region: 195-2108 (637 amino acids)
Biological process (GO): regulation of DNA-templated transcription
Cellular component (GO): nucleus
Molecular function (GO): zinc ion binding; histone acetyltransferase activity
Source: RefSeq, a predicted model, not a curated record
GUCAACGUACCUGAAAAAAACGAACGCGCUUGCGCUCACGGAAGUGCGGAGAAAUUGAUGCGCUUUUUUCAGCUGAGUUGGUUCAUGUCAAAAGCUGGUGAUUUAUUGUUCUUAUUGUUUGUACAACUUGAGAUAAAUUGCUCCCAAAGUACGGAGUAAUAAUCUGCCAAAGGAGAUACGUCACAUCUUUGAAAAUGCCCCGGAGAAAGAGGACCGCAGGCAGCAGCUCGGACGGGACUGAGGACUCGGAUUUUUCCGCCGAUCUCGAGCACACCGAAGUUUCCGACAGCGCGCACAGACGCAGCAGCACGCGCCUGACUCGCGCAUCUCUGCGCCUCAGUCAGAGCUCCCAAGAUAACUGCAGCUCAGUACGGAGCAGUUCUCCUGCGGCCGUGGGUUCUGAUGAAGGCCUGAAUUCAGGAGGAGAGGCGGCAGCAGCAACGGCAGUGGCAGCGUCCGUCUUCUCCUCCGGGCGCAGGGUCACACGCAGCCAACAGGGGUCGACAAACACCACAGCCAAAAGAUACCCACUGCGUCAGAGUCGGUCGUCUGGCUCAGACACUGAGGCUAAUGCAGACCUAAAGCAGGGGGCGGACAGGGAUGAGACCCCUCCUCGUACCCCAACAGGCAACGCUCCAUCCUCAGAGUCAGACCUUGAGGUUUCCAGUCCAAGCAACGACCUUGUGUCUUCUAGCAACGAUAUUGUAGUUUCACAAGAGGAGGACGAAAGAUUGGCUAAAGAGCUGUCACUCAAAGAGGCCGCCGCCCAUGACCUUUCCCACCGGCCCAAGCGACGGCGCUUCCACGAGAGCUACAACUUCAACAUGAAGUGUCCCACACCUGGCUGCAACUCACUGGGUCAUCUAACAGGGAGGCAUGAGAGACAUUUCUCCAUAUCUGGAUGUCCUCUCUACCACAACCUCUCUGCUGAUGAAUGCAAGGGCAAGGCAUCAACGCGCGACAAACAGGCCGAGGAAAGGACGCUAUCACACCGUCAGGACGAGAACAGACAUUCCACAAGAAACCAGGCCCCAUCAGAUCGUCAGCUGCGCUACAAGGAGAAGGUGACGGAGCUGCGGAGGAAGAGGAACUCUGGCCUCAAUAAGGAGCAGAAGGAUACGUACAUGGAGCACCGUCAAAGCCAUGGGCCGAGCCGGGAACCGCUGCUGGAGAACAUCACCAGCGACUACGACCUCGAGCUGUUCAGGAAAGCGCAGGCACGUGCCUCGGACGAUCUUGAGAAGCUCCGUCUGGCCGGUCAGGUGUCCGAGGGCAGCAACAUGAUAAAGACCAUCGUGUUUGGACGCUAUGAGCUGGACACCUGGUACCACUCUCCAUAUCCAGAGGAGUACGCCCGCCUGGGGAGGCUCUACAUGUGCGAGUUCUGCCUUAAGUACAUGAAGAGCCAGACCAUUCUGCGCAGGCACAUGGCUAAGUGUGUGUGGAAGCAUCCUCCAGGUGAUGAGAUCUACAGGAAGGGGAACAUCUCUGUGUUUGAGGUGGACGGAAAGAAGAACAAGAUUUACUGUCAGAACUUGUGUUUGCUGGCGAAACUCUUCCUGGACCACAAGACUCUGUACUACGACGUCGAGCCUUUCCUCUUCUACGUCAUGACUGAAGCUGACAACACAGGGUGCCACCUAGUCGGAUACUUCUCUAAGGAGAAGAACUCUUUCCUGAACUACAACGUGUCCUGCAUCCUCACUAUGCCACAGUACAUGAGGCAGGGCUAUGGCAAGAUGCUCAUAGACUUCAGUUACCUGUUGUCAAAGGUGGAGGAGAAGGUGGGUUCACCUGAGCGUCCUCUGUCCGACCUGGGCCUUAUCAGCUACCGGAGUUACUGGAAGGAGGUGCUGCUGCGCUACCUGAACAAUUUCCAGGGCAAGGAGAUCUCCAUUAAAGAGAUCAGUCAGGAGACGGCAGUGAACCCAGUGGAUAUUGUUAGCACACUGCAGUCUCUCCAGAUGCUCAAAUACUGGAAGGGAAAACACCUGGUUUUAAAGAGACAGGACCUUAUUGACGACUGGAAGGCCAAGGAGACAAAACGUGGUAAUGGCAAGACCAUUGAUCCCACAGCCUUAAAAUGGACACCGCCUAAAGGGACGUAGAGGAGCUUCCUUUCACAUGACACACACACACAAACACAGACAGAUUUUCCUCUGUACACUGGCAUGCUCACAGACCCUGAGCCUAAACCCUCACACAUACUCUUUUUAACGUAUAAAACGCUUUCAGUCAGCUACAGCAGAGUCAUCCACUUACAGAGUCAGUUACUGUGGGUUCAAGCAGUCACUGUCAUGGCUCGGGAAAUUGACUUCAGUCCAGUAAAGAAAAAUAAUAAUAAUAAUAGUAAUAAAUAAUAUAUAUAAUAAUAAAACUGAAAAAAUCCUAUAUUAAAUUUGUUAAACUGAUGUAUGUGGUCAGUUUUUAAGAUCUGGCUGUGUUAAAUUUAACCAAGCUGUAGUUUUCAUUAGCGAGAGCCUCCUAAUGAAGUGUACACUUUACAUGCAAGAAAAAAACAUGAAAAGUGAUGGUUAAUUUAAUUGUAACUUAAGAGUUAAGGUUUAUAUGUAUUUGAAGCAAUAAGCUAUGUAUUUGAGUUAAAACUAGACUCUGCAGCCUAGUGUUUAUAUUCAGGUCUCAUAUGUAGACAACUGUAAGCCACUGGCACUUAAAUUAAGGCAAUAUAUUACAUGGCUUUUGCAGAUUUUAUUAAUUAGCUUUUUUUUAAUCCAUGUUAUGAUCUUCUUUUCAAUAACACAUGUUCAGUAGAAAGAAAACUUCCAAGAUUUCCUGUUGCCUUGUCACUGCUGUUUUUCAAACUUUUGUUUCAACACUGUUUAUUAAAUAUGACUGGUGCAUUUGAAAGUGCAACCACUGGUGCUCUAAAAUGACAAGCCAAUAAGUACGGAGCCCAAAAAUGUUUAAUAUAUUAAAAAAAAAAUCAUAUGAAUAAACUAUGUAAUAUAUAUAAAUGAAACAAAAAUGUUUGAAACAACUUCAGCAAUUACAAAAUCUCAAUUCAUUAUAAAAAAUUUAUUUUCGUAUUUUUAUAGGAGUUCAUCUUUAUUUCAUAACAGAAUUUUUUUUAAUUCAAAAUGCCCUUUUUAAAAAGUCUUUUUAUACUUGAUGAUACUUUUAUUUCAUGUCAUUUUCAUGACAGUGGUGUAGUCAACUGCCAUCUUAUCACAUUUUUCCCAUUUCUUAAUCUAACAAGCUCAACAGUUGCUACUGGUUUUAGCCAGUUUGCUCUUGUUAGCUUGAGCAACAAUGACAAAGUAAUUCUGAAUCAACUAUCGAGCUGCUGCUAUAAAUGAACACAGUACACACACAGUGGCAUUAACUUUUUUGUUUUAUGUAUUUAGCUUAAAAAGGCUGCUCAUGCUACCCAGCUAGUUAGCUAACUAGCUACGCCAGGUUGUUAGUUUGGUUUAUUAUUCAGCAUCAAAGCGAAGCGCUAGUGUGUUCUCAGCAGCUAACGUUAGCUGGGUAAUUCAGAAUUACUUCUCUUUACUUUGAUGUUGAGUAAUAAUCCAAGUUCACAUGCCGGCCUAGCUAGUGAGUCAGCUUGGUAGUUAGUAUGGGCAGCCAUGUUGAACUAAGGCUUAAAGACAAUGAGGUUUCGUUACUGUGUGAGCAGACACAGUGUGAACACAGACUGUGUUUCUUUACAGCAGCAGCCUCUUGAUUCAGAAUCACUUUGACAUGGUUGUCGUUCUAGCUAACAGGUGCUAAUUGCCUUAUUCUGAUAGUGUUUGUUGAGCUGCUUGCUUAAGAGACACAGGGGGACAUGAUUGGCUGGAAGGUGAUAGGGCAGUGACUUUAGCACUGUCAUUAAAAGUGGGGGAUUCCAUAGAGGAGAAGCCGAUCUUCGCCGUUUAUGUGUAAUGUUUAUAUUUUCAGGCUUCAACCUCAACAAGAUUCUUCUCCAACAUACAGUAUGACUAAAACAUAAAAUCACGAGCCACAGUAGCAGUCAGUGAUGUUAGUCUACGUAGGAUGGCUGCUGACAUCUCGUCAAUGUCAUUUUUAAUCCGAAGAGUGAAAGUAAUUGCGCAUUGUUAGCGCACCUCCUCCCGGACACUUAAUUAGCACAGACCACCAGGCACACCCGAUAAUCCAAUCUGCGACAGCCAGUAUCGAACCUGUGCAGCAUUUCAUUCUAUUUUCAAGACAGAACGCGUGUCGGCAGCACGCUGACUCACGCAACGCGUUGUGGCAGACACAGACCAGCUGGCUGUGAUUAACUAGGACAAGUGCAUCAAGCUUCUAAGAAUAGGAGUCCUUGAUUUACCAUUCAGGUCACAUGACUAAACGGAGGUUUCCCACAGAAACCGGAAAAGACUUUUAAAUGAAUUUGAUCAUUUCCACACGAGUUUGAUGUUCAGUAAUCCCCAUGAAUAAAAUAUUAAUUAAUAUUAACACUAUUGUCAUUUCACAUAUUGAGAGCGGGCAGAUCAGCUGUAGAGUGAUGUAGCGUUAUGUCAUGCAUCCAAUCAACUCAAGUUGAUUACAUUUUUUUCUGGAAAAAGUAUAAUGGUUGAAAUGGUGUGAGGAGUUAAGAUGGUCUCAGGUCGAGUCUGUUACCUCUUUUUGUGUAAAAAAAAAAAAAGAAAUGGCGCACAGACCAAACAGUGGCUGCUUGAACUCAGAGCAAAUCAGUUUUGCUUCUCUCUCAUGCAACAAAACACACACAUCCAGUAUCUCACCCGUCUCACUCAUCAGUCGGUUAACCAGGAAACUAUAGCUGCCAUUGGCCACAUUUGUACAGUGUAAUGUCACCGGGAUGGGACCUUUUGUUACCACCCCUCCUUCUGUUUUUUUCCCUUUUAUCUUACCGUCGGUUGUGUUGUUUCAUGAUGCCAUGAACAGUGAGGGUACACAGGGAAUCUCAGCUGUUAGGAGUGUGGGAGCUCACAAACAUGUUGCUGUGUUUUCUGUGUCCUUUUGUGUUGAUUUUUUUUUUAAGUUCUCAAUGAUAUUUUACACUUUUUCUACCUCUGAGGUUUUACCACUGUAUAAAUGCUAGAACGGCCCAUAUUUAGCUUGUUUUGUUUCCUUUUUUUUUAUUCUGUGUGUUAACAUGUGAAAAAAAUGUAGCUGUGUUUGGCCAGCAAGUUUUUUAUUAGAUUUCUUUUUAAAUAUGCUAUUUAUAUUCUUAAAAAAUAUGAUAUGUUAACUACUGCGUAGAACGUAAAGGACAAAGUCUAGUAGGGGAAUGUCUACUCUAUAGGACCGGCUUCCUUGUGAAUAGAAAAAUAUUUAUUUAAAAUUUAUAUGUAGAUUUGAAUGUGUUUAGAAACGCUUGAAAGGUACAGGAGGGAGAAUCCAGGGCAUCCACCCACCACCAACAAAGACAAUGACAGAGGUCAUUUUUAUUUCAGAGGUUUCAUCUCCUUUUAUUAAAAGUGACAUAUGAUUGAAUCAAAAUGUGUCACUUUUGCACAUUGUCACUAUUUGUUACCUCCAUAAUUGGUGCUGCAAGCGCUUAGGAAAAUACAAGCACAACCUUUAUGCGUUAGUGAUGGUCAGCAGCAUUUUGUAAUAUUAUUUGUCCUCCAUAGCCCACUGUGGUUGAUCAAAAACUGAAUUUAUUUUAUUGACAAUCUCCAUAUUUAUUGAUUUAGAUCAACAUGUUCAUUUUGUAACCAGCUCUUAGGAUUUGUUAACAGUUUGGGAAAAAGGCAAAUUCACUUCCUUGUUGAUAGUUAAAUGAAGAAACUGAUAACACUCUCUUGUCUGAAUGGUAAAUAUGAAGCUACGGCCAGCAGCUGGUUAGCUUAGCUUAGCACAAAGACUGAAAACAGGGCUAAACAGUUAGCCUGGCUCUGACACUUUUAGUUUGGUUUUUGUUCAGAUUAAACAACAAGAUAUAACAUGUUCAUUAUCGAGCUUUAGAGGUGCUAGGAGGCAGAUUUUAUUACCUUGAGCCAGGCUAACUGUUCAGCCCUGUUUCCAUUCUUUGUGCUAAGCUAAGCAGCUAUUGACAGUAACUAUAUAGAUACUUACUGUAUCAGUCUUCUCAUCUAACGCUCAACAAGAAAGAGAAUAAGUGUAUUUCCUAAAACGUCAAACUAUUCCUUUAAGCAUUGUGCAUAAGCUUAGACAGCAGUUGGCUGUGAAAUCGGAGGUGUGUGAACAACAAUGUCAGAUUGAAUCAGCUGUUCUUCAGAAUGUUUUUUUGUUUGUUUUUUGUUUUUUUGUAGCUUUUGUGUCAUAAUUUCAAACGUGGACAAAUCAUUUUCUUUCACAAACUACAGCCUGAACUUACAUAAUUUACAUUUGUUUUCUUCUGUUGCCUUUAAAGUGCAUACAUUUGAAGAUGUUUUUCUUUUGUUUUGUUUUCUUGUAUAGUGAUGUUUUCUUUCUGUCAUCAGUGGAUUAAUUUGUCUUUGUUUUACAUGUUUAUAUUUCCUUUAUUCCUGUGGUUAGUUUUCUCGUCUCAUUUCGGUCGUACAUUUGACAGCUCACGAGUCAUGCCCACCGGCCGAUUCAAAAGUCAAUACAAACAGUUCGUGCAUUUCAGAGGACGAGAUUUUUCCUUUUAGCACCUGUUCUCAAUAAACCUCUCUGCAACGUGCUACUGAGCGAAGUUACUCAUGACUGUUGUGAGUGUAGGGAGUGUUUUUUUUUUUUUUUUUCUUGUCAGUUCUUAAGUGCAUUUACAGGAAAGUGCACUUACUUUUUGAGGGAAUUUCAAAGUAAAAAUCGAUCUUAAGACGCAACACCUGACGAUGAUGAUGUUCUAUAGUUCGGCAAUUUUGUCCUUGAGUGUACUUUUGUUUUUACAAAGGUAUGAUGGAGUGAUUUUGCUUUCAGUGCCUACAACAUAUAUUUUAUAGUUGUGUUUUUCUUAAUGGGUGGUACAGUGGUUAGCACUGUCGCCUCACAGUAAGAAGGUUGUAGGUUUCGAACCCCGGUAUGGCCAAGAUCUUUGUAUGGAGGUCGCAUGUUCUCCUCGUGCCUCCGUGGGUUUCUCUCCGGCUUCCUCCCUCAGUACAAAGACAAGCAGGUUAAUUGGUGACUCUGAAUUGUUCUCUAAAUCUUCGUUUGUCUCUACAUGUCAACGCUGUUAUAUCCCGCCUCUUGCAAUCCUUAUAGCUGAUGGAUGGAAUCUUGCAUUGAAUUUUUAAAAGUCAUUCAGGAAGAAAUCCAUUAUGAACAGAGAGGAUAUUUUCUCACAGCGGCAGAAAAUGGACCUGAACAUUUGUCUUCACCAGAAAAAGACUCUUACAUAACACUUUGUCAAAAAAUCUGGAAUGUGUUGAAAAUUACAAAUGAAUCAUAAGCAGAUUGAUUUUCUAUUCUUAGAGAUGAGCCCAUUUUAAGGAAACUUUUCUUUCUUGAUGUGGCAGUCCAUUUUUAUUUCUUUUUCAUCCUGUUGUCUUGCUGUUUCCCUCUGUGCCAGUGGCAGCUAUAGGUGAACAGGUUCGGAGCAUCUUGCUGGUUAUUAACACACGAACAGGGUCACGGACACUUAGAGAAACAAGAGGCUUUCCAUCACCUCCUUCCAUAGGCCAGCGAGCUGUUGUAGUACUGCUACCUAUUUAAUCUACGCACACAAAGCAGCGACACACAAAAGUAGCGUGGCAUAGAUAUGUAGCUCAAUUGUGCUUUUGUACUUGCUUCUUCCCCUUCCCUCCUCUUCAAUAAAUGCAAAUGGUGAGCUUUGA